Meloidogyne enterolobii is the source of this 456-nucleotide messenger RNA. Lineage: Eukaryota; Metazoa; Nematoda; Chromadorea; Rhabditida; Meloidogynidae. The record is from the annotation of a GenBank genome assembly.
CCUCCAAAAAUGUAUUCGAAAAACAAAGGAAUUAUUCAAUUAUUUGUAUAUUCCCUUUUAACUACCAGUCUUUUUAUUUUUUUGUGUAAACCAUACCUUGUGGAUGCAGGGAAUUGCUUCAGAAAAACUAAAAAGAGAUCUGGCUCUAACGGUACAACGCCCAGACCAAAUUAUGUUCAAUAUCAGAAUAUUCAGCAUGAGCAAAAAUACACAGAUAAUGGAAAUAAUAGUCCCCAACAUUAUCACGUAACCUCUAAUACACGGACAUACUAUCCAAACACAUCAAUGAGUUAUGGUGAAAUUAGUGAUCAAUGGGGCUCGAUCAGCGAUUCUGAUGGAACUAGUGAUACUGAAUCAGGUAAUAAAAUAGUGUUAGAUAGAAUUUCCAGCUGCUUGUUAAGCUGCUUGUCGAUUUUUUUAACUUCAUUUCCGACUGACAUGUAUUUACAUGUUUGA